AUGCGGCUGCUCCUGCUCUUGCUCCUGCUGCUAGGGUCCUCGGCCCCAAAGGUGCACCGGCAGAGGCGGCAGAGAGACGUCUGGGGCCCCUGGGGUGAGUGGAGCCCCUGCAGCCGGACCUGUGGAGGGGGCAUCAGCUUCCGGGAGCGCCCCUGCUACUCCCAGAGGACAGACGGAGGCUCCAGCUGUGUGGGUCCCACCCGGGGCCACCGCUCCUGCCGCACCGAGAGCUGCCCCGCGGGUGCCCGGGACUUCCGGGCGGAGCAGUGCUCCGAGUUUGAUGGCAUCGAGUUCCAGGGACGGCGCUACAAGUGGCUGCCUUACUACGGCGCCCCAAACAAGUGUGAACUGAACUGCAUUCCCAAGGGGGAGAACUUCUACUAUAAACACAAGGAGGCUGUGGUGGACGGGACCGCCUGUGAGCCUGGCAAACCGGAGGUCUGUGUGGAUGGCAGCUGCCGGGUGGUUGGCUGUGACCACAAAUUAGACUCCUCAAAGCAGGAGGACAAAUGUCUUCAGUGUGGAGGUGACGGCACGACCUGCUACCCUGUGACAGGCACCUUCGAUGCCAAUGACCUCAGCAGAGGCUACAAUCAGAUCCUCAUCGUGCCCCUGGGGGCUACCAGCAUCCACAUUGAGGAGGCUGCUGCUAGCAGGAACUUCCUGGCGGUGAAGAGCAUUCGUGGUGAAUACUACCUUAAUGGGCACUGGACCAUCGAGACAGCCAGGGCGCUGCCUGUGGCCAGCACCAUCCUGGUGUAUGAGCGGGGCAGCGAGGGGGACCUGGCCCCUGAGCGACUCCACGCCCGGGGCCCCAUCUCGGAACCCCUGAUCAUUGAGCUCAUCAGUCAGGAGGUUAAUCCCGGCGUGCGGUACGAAUACCACCUGCCCCUGAGUGACCCAGACCGCAGCUUCCGCUGGAGCCAUGGCUCUUGGGGCGACUGCAGUGCCGAGUGUGGAGGAGGUCACCAGGUUCGCCUGGUGUUCUGCACCAUCGACAACGAGGCCUACCCUGACCACCUGUGCCAACGCCAGCCACGGCCAGCUGACCGCCAACCCUGCAACCUCCACCCCUGCCCACAGACCAAGCGUUGGAAGACAGGGCCCUGGGCACCCUGCUCAGCCUCCUGCGGAGGUGGCUCCCAGUCCCGCUCCGUCUACUGUGUCUCAGUCAGUGGCAGUGGCGACCAGGAGGCUGUUGAAGAGGCCGAGUGUGUGGGCCUGCCUGGGAAGCCCCCUGCCACACAAGCUUGCAACCUGCAGCGAUGCGCAGCCUGGAGUUUAGGGCCCUGGGGAGAGUGUUCUGUCAGCUGUGGCUCUGGGGUCCGGAGGCGGACUGUCACUUGCCAGGAUGGAGAGGGGUCUGUACUCCAAGCCACAGCAUGCUCCUCGAGGGACCGGCCACCCCUCACUGAGCCCUGUAUGCGAGAUGACUGCUCCGUCCUCAAUGAGCAGGCCUGGCAUGUUGGCACCUGGGGUCUGUGCUCCAGGAGCUGUAGUUCAGGCCUUCGGAAGCGGCUGGUCGUCUGUGCCAUUGGGCUGCCCAGCCACUGUGAGAAUCUGCAGCUGGCAAAGCCUGCAGACGUGGAGCCCUGUAACACACAGCCCUGCCAUCUUCCUCAAGAAGUUCCCAGCCUGCAAGACAUGAGCACUAAUCCCAGGGACCCCAGGACGUCUCUGGGUGUUCGAGAGUCCUCUGCUUCAGAUUCCAGAGGCCACUGGAGGGCACCCCAGGGAAGACCCUCAGCCUGGAGUAAUCCCAGAGGAGAUCAGGGUUCCCACUUGUCAGCCCUGGUCCCAGAACCCUCUCAGCAGCAGUCCCCACACCGGCAGUCCCCUCAGUUGGGCUUGGGGUCCCGGGACUGCAGGCACAGCUCCCAUGGGUGCUGCCCCGAUGGCCACUCAGCAUCUCUGGGGCCUCAGUGGCAAGGCUGCCCUGGGGUGGUCUCCUGUCAGCAGAGCAGGUACGGGUGCUGCCCUGAUGGGGUAUCAGUGGCCCAGGGGCCCCAUCAGGCUGGCUGUGCAAGGUCGCAUAGCAGUGGCAAUACCGGCAACAGGCCAGGGUUGAGAGCUGCGCCUUCCACAGUAAGUGUCUGGUUCGUCCCCCAGGCCCAGCAGAACCAGCCCAGCGAGUGUCGGGGCUCCCAGUUCGGCUGUUGCUAUGACCAUGUGGCCUCUGCAGCUGGUCCUCUAGGGGAGGGCUGCGUAGGUCAGCCCAGCUACGCCUAUCCGGUGCGGUGCCUACUACCCAGUGCCCACGGCUCCUGUGCAGACUGGGUUGCCCACUGGUACUUCAUCCCCUCUGUGGGCCAAUGCAACCGCUUCUGGUAUGGCGGCUGCCACGGCAACGCCAAUAACUUUGCCUCUGAGGAAGAGUGCCUGAGCAGCUGCCGGGGCCCCCAGCCUGGAGCCUCCAUCCACAGCACCCACAGGGAGGGAGGGCCUGGAGGCCAGCAGGAGGCCAGCAGCCAUGGGGUGGAAGCCACAGUCCAGAAGAAGCCCUUGCCUUCUGGGAGCAUUGGGCUUGGGGAGACUCCCGGUACCCAGACCUUUGGAGAAAGGUCCUGGGACAAAGAGCGAGGGUCCAGUGUCCCAGGACUAGGAGGAUAUGCCGGGCGACCAGCAUCACCCUCCCGCAGCUCCUCAUACAGGAUCAGCUUGGCUGGCCCUGAGCCUGCCCAGGUACAGGUGGCUCUGGGUCACAUGGUGCGGCUCUCCUGCCCAGAGGGUGCCUCCUUGGAAUCCCAUGCUGGGUGGCAGAAAGAUGGCCAGCCCGUCUCCUCUGACAGGCACAAGCUGCAGGCCGAUGGCUCCCUGGUCAUCAGUCGCCUGCGGGCAGAGGAUGCUGGUACCUACAGCUGUGGCUCCACCAGGCCCGGCCAUGUCCCCCAGCUGAUCCAGCUCCGCAUCACGGGGGGUGAUGUGGCUGUGCUGUCUGAGGCGGAGCCAAGACAUGUCCCUGAGCCCAAGGACCCUGCCCAGGGCCACAGGGCAGUUGGUGGAGGUCUGGGGAACAUCUCUUCCUUGCUCCCACGGCCCAGGUCCAGGCUGCGUCUGGACCGGAACCAGCCUGGGGUGGUGGAUGCCAGUCCAGGGCAGCAGGUCCAGUUGGCCUGUCAUGCGGAAGGCCUCCCACGCCCAGCUAUCCAGUGGCAGAAAGAUGGGCAGCGCCUCUCUUCUCCCAGACACCAGCAGCAACCUGACGGCUCCCUGGUCAUCAGCCACGUGACUGUGGAAGAUGAUGGCUUCUACGCUUGUGUUGCUUUCAACGGGAAGGACCGAGACCAGCGGUGGGUCCAGCUCAGAGUCCUGGGGGAGCUGACAAUCACGGGCUUGCCGGAUACUGUAACGGUGCCGGAAGGGGACACUGCCAGGCUGUCAUGUGUGGUGGCAGGAGAAAGUGUGAACAUCAGAUGGUCCAGAAAUGGGCUGCCUGUGUGGGCUGACGGCCACCGUGUCCACCAGUCCCCGGACGGCACGCUAGUAAUCUACAACACGGGAGCCAGCGACGAGGGUUCCUACACGUGCAGCGCCUACCGCGGGACCCAGGCAGUGAGCCGCAGCACUGAGAUGAAGGUGCUGCCGCCAGCACUGGAUGCCCAGCUGAGAGACCCUGGAAGGGAGUGCAUUGACCAGCCUGAGUUGGCCAACUGUGACUUGAUUCUUCUGGCCCAACUCUGUGGCAAUGAAUAUUACUCGAGUUUCUGCUGCGCCAGCUGUUCCCGCUUCCAGCCGCAUGCUCAGCCAAUCUGGCAAUAG
Chrysochloris asiatica (Cape golden mole) is the source of this 3759-nucleotide messenger RNA. RefSeq names its product papilin, proteoglycan-like sulfated glycoprotein (gene PAPLN). The transcript is spliced from 26 exons. Gene Ontology annotation, cellular component: extracellular matrix. Gene Ontology annotation, biological process: extracellular matrix organization. The record is from RefSeq and is a predicted model, not a curated record. The coding region runs from base 1 to 3759 and encodes 1252 amino acids. Lineage: Eukaryota; Metazoa; Chordata; Mammalia; Afrosoricida; Chrysochloridae. Gene Ontology annotation, molecular function: metalloendopeptidase activity; serine-type endopeptidase inhibitor activity.